AUGGGGGGUCCAAAACGAAAUAAGUUGAUUGUUAGGACUUUAAUUUUCCCGAAGUUUCCAGUUGUUGGUCACUCCAGUUUGCCGACAACAGCAAGGCAGGAAAGUGCGGCAGAAACUUCUGGGUCAAUGGACUUUGAGACUAUUCCAAGUAAAAUGGGAAAUUCCAAUGGAAAUACAGCUCGUCGACUUCGAAGAGAGUCCACAGCAGAAGCUGCAACAAAUGAACGGGUUGCUAUACUUGAUUUUGGUGCUCAGUAUGGCAAGGUAAUUGAUCGACGUGUUCGUGAGUGUAACGUUAUGAGUGAUAUGUUACCUUUGAGCACGGAAGCGAGCGAGUUGAUUGAGAAGGGAUAUUACAAAGCAAUCAUAAUAACCGGAGGCCCGAAUUCUGUUUAUGAUGAAAAAGCACCAGCAUAUGAUCAUUCUCUGUUUACAUGUGGCUUGCCUGUCCUUGGCAUAUGUUAUGGUUUCCAAUUGAUCAACAAGGCGUUUGGUGGAACCGUGUCUAGAGAACGUAUUCGUGAAGACUGUCAAAAAACAGUGAGAGUUGAUAAAAACUGUCAACUGUUUGAUGGUUUAGCUGAGAAAGAAGAAGUGCUUCUUACACAUGGUGAUAGUGUUACUGAAAAUAGUGUUGCGAAUGGUUUUAAAGUAAUUGCAAAAAGCGGAUCUUUUGUAGCUGGCAUUGCUGAUGAAGAAAGAAAAAUUUAUGGUGUUCAGUUCCACCCAGAGGUGGAUCUCACACUGAACGGCAGAUCAAUCUUUCGUAACUUCCUGUUGAAAAUUGCUGGUUGUACAGGAAGUUAUACUUUGGGGAAUAGAGAAGAAAUUUGUAUUGACGAAAUAAGACGAACUGUUGGUGACAAGCGCGUUUUGGUUUUGGUAUCGGGCGGUGUGGAUUCGACUGUUUGCGCUGCACUUUUGAACAAAGCGUUGGGUAAAGAUCAAGUGACGGCGCUCCACAUUGAUAACGGUUUUAUGCGUUACAAAGAAAGUGAUAAGGUUAUAGAAGCUUUGCAGAGGAAUGGUCUUCAUGUCCGAAGACACAACGCGCAUUUUGCAUUUUUGAACGGAACGGUUUCGACAGGUGAUCUUCAGUCUACUAUUUUAUCUAAAACUACAAAUCCUGAAAUCAAACGGAAGAUUAUUGGGGACACCUUUAUGAGAGUAAAAGAUGCAGUUCUUGAGGAGAUGGGACUUGAUAAAGAUGAUCUUUUUCUUUGCCAGGGCACAUUACGGCCUGAUCUCAUUGAGAGCUCAUCUGCUCUCGCUAGCGGAUUUGCGGAUAUUAUCAAAACUCAUCACAAUGAUACAGCUCUCGUGAGGGAGCUUCGUGAUUCGGGGAAAGUAAUUGAGCCCUUGAAAGAUUUUCAUAAAGAUGAAGUCAGAGAAUUGGGCAAAGCAUUAAAUUUGCCUGAUUAUAUUGUACAUCGUCAUCCAUUUCCAGGUCCUGGAUUAGCUGUUCGUAUACUGUGCGCUGAACGCCCGUACAUUUUGAAGGAUAGGGAUCGUCAUGCAGCUCUGCAGCAGGAUUUGCAUAUGUUUGCAAAUCUUCCUCAGUAUGAAGAAGAAGCUCAAGCCAGACUACAAAAGAAGUUAGCAAAAAAUUUAACUGAUGCAGAGAUGACUGCUUUAUUCAACCAUUCUUCUGAAAUUGCGACCACACUGCUUCCUAUUCAGUCCGUUGGCGUCCAGGGAGACUCGAGAACAUAUUCUUAUGUAGCCGCUUUGUCAACAGAUGAACGACCAAUUCCUUGGGAUGUGCUUGAAAAAUUAGCACGUGUAAUUCCUCGCUUUCUUCAUGAAAUAAACAGGGUUGUUUAUGUUUUCGGAAACAUGGUAGAACAUCCAGUGAACGACGUUACCCGAACUUUUCUGAACGAAUUUACGGUCUCACUGCUGCGGUGGGCUGAUCGUCUAGCUUUUGAAGUAAUGAAGGGUCUAGAUGAAAAAGGAAAUCGGGAUAAUAGCCUAGAAGUUUGUGUUGAUAAAGUACAACAGAUGCCGGUUGUAAUGGUUCCGGUGCACUUUGAUCGGGAUCCUAACGACAGAAAGCAGUCAUGUCUAAGAUCUUUUGUUUUACGACCGUUUUUAACAUCUGAUUUUAUGACGGGUUUGGCUGCACUGCCUGGCAGAGAUCUUCCCGAAGAGACUGUGUUAGAAAUGGCUCGGAGGAUUCGAGAAAAUGUGCCUUUAACUUCACGUGUCAUGCUUGAUCUCACUUCGAAACCUCCCGGUACAACCGAAUGGGAGUAG
This is a messenger RNA of Enterobius vermicularis (human pinworm), 2256 nucleotides long. The record is from the annotation of a GenBank genome assembly. Lineage: Eukaryota; Metazoa; Nematoda; Chromadorea; Rhabditida; Oxyuridae.